Callithrix jacchus (white-tufted-ear marmoset) is the source of this 929-nucleotide messenger RNA. RefSeq names its product proline-rich protein 20E. The record is from RefSeq and is a predicted model, not a curated record. Lineage: Eukaryota; Metazoa; Chordata; Mammalia; Primates; Cebidae.
GCCUGGUUGUGGGAGGACGACCUCAGAGCUACCGCUGUGAACCCGCGGACACGUCCAGCUCCUCGGCUUUUCUUCGUAGAAAGGUCUCCUAAUUUUCAGAUCUCCAGAGCCAGCUUCAGGGAGAUCAGAUUCCUUAUGGAAGAACCGAGGCGUUCGAAGCGACUUCGCUCCAUGGACUCUAAUCAAGCCUCAGGUGGGCCUUCUACAGAGCCAGGCCACUCGGUUGUGGACCGUGAAGACCCCGUGGAAACAGAUGGGCCCGCAGAACCAGCCCAACCCACAAAACCCACUGCUUAUGUGAAGCCCUUCCGAUGGGAGCCCGCAGCUCACACCCAGCCGACUCGUCCUGCAGAGAGAGGCCGGCGCCGAGGCCGGGGAGGAAGCCAACGGGCAGGGCGAGGCGGAGGCCGUGGCAGAGGGGCUGUGCGCAGAACCGUGCUGGAAGGCCCUGUCCCACCAGAGGCACUGCCUCGGGUGGGACCUCAGGGGCUGCCCCCUGUCUCUGGGCCUGAGGCUGUUGCUUGGCAGCCCACGUUGAUUGGGUUUAUGCCUCUGGGUGACUCAUCUGUUUUAGGAGUCACACAUUCCUCCAUGGGAACCUACGUGCAUGGGGUCCCAGUGUUCAUGGGCCAUAUUACACACUGACCUCUGUCACUCACAUUGUCGCCAGCCUCCCUUUCUUCCACCCGGACUUUCCCUCCAGCCCCAUUUCUGUUCCACUCCUUCCCUCCCAUACCGGAGCCCUCACCUUGUAGUCAGGACCGAGCCUCCAAGCCCUCCUCUCAGGAUCCCGAACGCCAUCCACCUGCUUCCAAUGCCCCUCUUGUCUCUGCUUUGUACCUUCUGUAAAAGUUACACAUGCACGGAGCUCCUCAAUGCCUGUCAAAAUAAGCCUGCAGCUCCCCUAGUCUUUUCAUCAUGCUUACAUU